Messenger RNA from Labrus mixtus (cuckoo wrasse), 2359 nucleotides. RefSeq names its product ureidoglycolate lyase (gene ugl). The coding region runs from base 113 to 1765 and encodes 550 amino acids. The transcript has 15 exons. Lineage: Eukaryota; Metazoa; Chordata; Actinopteri; Labriformes; Labridae. Gene Ontology annotation, molecular function: malate synthase activity. Gene Ontology annotation, biological process: glyoxylate cycle. Gene Ontology annotation, cellular component: cytoplasm. The record is from RefSeq and is a predicted model, not a curated record.
UAAAGGACUUUACACUCUACACAUAGGCAAACAUCUUCCUGUUCAAACAGUGACUGAAGUUAGUCCAAAACCAAAGUCCACUUCUGCAGAGUGAACGGAGGAUUUCAUCAACAUGUCUGGUCCACUCAGCAUGGAGCUGUCUCCCUCUCCCUCAGGUUUAGAAGAAGAGUUUAAAACAGUCUUCACCAGAGAGUCCCUCCUCUUCCUCCAUGAGCUGAUCUCCAUGUUUGACGAGGAGGUGGAUCAGGUCCUGCGGUUACGAAUGUCCAGAAAAGCCCACUUUGACCUUUCCGGUGACCUGCCAAACUUCCUGGAAUCAACCUCACAUAUCAGGAGGGACCUGGCAUGGAGGGUACUGCCCGCCCCCCCAAGGCUCCAGAGAAGACAUGUGGAUGUAGGAGAUCUGGCUCCCUGCGAUACUCAGCGCUUCAUUAAAGCUCUCUUGUCUCCAGCACAGGGCAUACAGGUUGACUUUGACGAUGGAAACUGUCCGACAUACUUCAAUCAGAUCAAAGGCAUUCAUAAUGUUUUAAAGGCAGUUCACAACCACUUCCCCAAUGUUCCACACAUAUCUAAGGCUCCAGUGCUGAUGCUCCGCCCCCGCGCCUGGAACAUGGUGGAGCACAACAUGAUGGUGGAGGGAAAAGAGGCUCCAGGUCCCCUCUUUGACUUUGGACUCCUCAUGUUUCACUGUGGAAAGACGCUGUUUGAAAACAAGAGUGGACCUUUUUUCUACCUCUCCAAGGUGGAGAGCUUCAUGGAGGCUCGAUUGUGGAACAAGAUUUUUGUCUGGACACAAGAGAAGCUGGGCCUGCCUCUGGGCUGCAUUAAGGUGACGGUGCUGAUCGAAAAUGUUUUAGCAGCAUUUGAGAUGGAGGAGAUCCUCUACGAGCUGCAAGAUCACUCAGCUGGACUCAACUGUGGCAUCUGGGAUUAUUCAGCCUCUUUCGUUAACAAGUUUGGUCACCGUCAGAACUUCCUGCUGCCCGACCGCAGCAAAUACGUCAACAUGGAGAAGCGUUUCCUGCGCAGAUACAUGGACCUGUUGGUUCAGACGUGUCAUCGGAGGGGAGCGCUCGCAACAGGAGGGAUGGCCGCUCUGCUGCUGCCUCAGGAUCCACUCAGCGACUCCCACCAGAGAGCAUUGGCUUCUGUAACCAGACUGAAGUUGCUGGAGAUCGAAGCAGGUGUGGACGGCUUCAUGGUGUACGACCUGGGUUUGAUUGAGCCCAUGCAGAAACUCUUCCAGCUUCACACUGAAGGGGAUAACCAGCUUCAUCAGCUCCGAGAUGACGUCACUGUUACUCCUGAUGACCUGCUGUCCAUGCCCUCAGGAGGAGUCACCCUCUAUGGACUGAAGUAUAACAUUGCAGUUGGUGUCCUCUUUAUUAAUGCGUGGCUCUCAGGUACUGGACACUUCUUCUACAGAGGCCAGGUGGAAGAUUCAGCAACAGCAGAGAUCUCCAGAUCACAGGUGUGGCAGUGGAUCCGUCAUCAGACGAGGCUGGAGGACGACAGCAGGGUGGUGAGCCGGCGGCUGGUUACUGCCCUAACCCAUGAGGUUCUGAUGGAGCUCAGCGUCAGUUUCUUCAGGGCUAAACAGAGGCUAAACACAGCGGCAGAUAUAUUCCUGGAGGUGGUCCUAAAGAGAGAUUUCCCAGAAUUCAUCACCUCCUACUUAAAUCAGGACCACACCUUUCUCAGCUCCCAGGACUUCAGACAGGUGGAGGCUCUGGAGGCAGACAUUCCCCGACACAAACUGUGAAGAGUCUCAGAUGGAAGAUGUUCUUACAGAGAGUGUAUUACUGCCACCACAAUAAAAGAAAUAUUAACCUUUCUGUUUGCUUUUUUUUAAUGUGAACACUGUCAACAUACUGAUCUCUUUGACAUUAGACACCUGGCCAAAACUAUUUUAACAAUAAACAAUCAAACUUUCUUUCAUUCACUGGGAUUUCCUUGAACACAUCUGCAGACCCUGUCUUUGCUCCCUGUUUGCUGUGUCUAAAAAAACACAGGUAAGUACAAACAUAUCCAAAGCACAUAAAACACUGCACACUGAGAGACACUGAGAGAGAACAAACACAAAAUAAACGACAACAAAACCAGAACCAAACAGAAUCAUCACAAAUGUGUACCCUUGUUUAGGGGUACAAUGAGUGUACCUUUGAGGUACUGUUGGACCCUUAAAGGUACGUACACAUUUAGCACAUUAUUUCUGACAGUGGCAAGUACAGGACCAGCAUGCACCUGGGUGGGAUCUAUACUUGUUUUUACCAGCAGUAAGAGAGGCAGUGGGAGCCAUGAUUCUCUUUGUUCUUAUGUUUGCUUUUAUUUUUUUAAAUAAAAGAUAUGUAGGUGA